UCUUGCGUCUACACUAGACUUAACAACAAGAUGAUACCUCGAAGUAAGGACCUCCUUGUGCGGAUAUCUUUUUACUGGAAGCCUCUUUUUGGGGGCAAGUAUUUGAUUGUAACUAAUACUGUGUGUAGCGGUGGUAUGCUUGCGUUAGGAGACGUUAUCCAACAGAGCCGAGACAAGCGAAAAGAUUCACAGAAACGUCACGACUGGUACAGGACAGGUCGUAUGUUCGCUGUGGGGUGUACCAUGGGUCCUUUUCUGCAUUAUUGGUAUCACUGGUUGGACGGGGUUUAUGUCGGCCAAGCGCUGAAGACUGUGGCCAAGAAAGUGCUCAUUGACCAGAUGGUUGCGUCACCCCUCUUUGGAGCGUGGUACUUCAUAGGCAUGGGUGUUUUGGAAGGACACUCAGUGGCCAAAGGUUGUGCAGAAUUCAGAGAUAAAUUCUGGGAAUUCUACAAGGCAGACUGGUGUGUCUGGCCCACGGCUCAGAUAAUCAACUUCCAGUUCGUGCCGGCGAAGUUCCGGGUGCUCUACGUGAACACGAUCACUCUGGGAUGGGACACGUACCUGUCGUACCUCAAACACAGGGUGGAUGAACAGGUGGAGGAGGUGGAGAUGGACAGCCCUGCCACCGUGGUGCCCAUUCCCGGUGUGAAAAACUUGGACGACAAACUCUAGCCAUUCUCUGCGCUGACUUUGGGAAAACUCCCAAAAUUUCAAAUGAAUGUCACCUCUCUGGACUCUUAUUUUUCGUAAGAGUUUUUGGAAGAAUUUUUGAAAACGCACAGCCAGGCUCACGGGGUCUUUUGACGAUCAGUCACU
This is a messenger RNA of Chanos chanos (milkfish), 819 nucleotides long. Its product is annotated as mpv17-like protein 2. The coding region runs from base 31 to 675 and encodes 214 amino acids. Gene Ontology annotation, biological process: mitochondrial ribosome assembly. Gene Ontology annotation, cellular component: membrane; mitochondrion; cytoplasm. The transcript is spliced from 5 exons. NCBI's taxonomy places the organism in Eukaryota, Metazoa, Chordata, Actinopteri, Gonorynchiformes, Chanidae. The record is from RefSeq and is a predicted model, not a curated record.